CUCGUCUCCGUCUGCGGAAGACGACGAGAAGGGAAGCAGCGAGAAGAGAUUGCGGGUUGGUGAGCGGAGGAGGGCGAUGGCGUCGGCGUCGUCGUCGUCGUUGGCCGCCGGGCAGGCGCGCGGGGGUAACCCGCUGGAGGAGUGGAGCGGGCGCGUGAAGGCGCUGGAGGCGGGGUUCCGCAAGUGGAUGGCGGAGCAGCCCACGCACAUCGAGGCCGUGGUGACCACGGCCGUCGGGGCGGUGCAGGGCGCGGCGCUGGGCGGGCUCAUGGGCACGCUCACCGCCGACGGGGGGUCUCCGUUCCCGGUGCCGCAGCCGCCGCCCAACGCGAACCCGGAAGCCAUGGCCUCCUUCAAGCAGGCUCAGGCUUUAGCUGGUGGACCAUUGGUGCAAGCCCGGAAUUUCGCAGUUAUGACUGGUGCAAAUGCAGGCAUAUCUUGUGUUAUGAGAAGGAUACGUGGUGGCGAGGAUAUCCAGGGCAGCAUGGCAGCUGCUUUUGGUUCUGGUGCUCUGUUCUCCAUAGUUAGCGGAAUGGGAACUCCCAAUCCAGUUGCAAAUGCAAUUACAACAGGUGCUGCUUUUGCAAUAUUUCAAGGUGGCUUUUUCAUGAUUGGGCAGAAAUUCUCAAAGCCACAGAGUGAGGAUCUGUACUACUCUCGUGCAAGGAGCAUGUUGCAAAAACUCGGCCUCGAGAAAUAUGAAAAGAAUUUUAAGAAGGGUCUACUCACUGAUCAAACCUUGCCCCUUCUUACUGACAGUGCUUUGAGAGAUGUGAAGAUUCCCCCUGGCCCCAGACUUCUGAUACUCGAUCAGAUUAAAAGGGAUCCUGAGUUUGCAAAAGCACGGUGAAGGCUUGCAGCCCUUGGCUUAUGUCUCCUUGAAUUGCGUAGGACUUUAUUAUCUGUGCCUAUGCCAUCUCUGUUCUAUGAUAAGCUUUCUAGGCAACGCAUUCAUCAUAAAGGGAAUGUAGUUUCUUUCUGUAGUUACUAUUGGUCACAUGCUUUCAGUUUUCAUCUGUUCUGUGAAAAGCUUUCUAGGCAAAGUAAUCAGUUUUCAUCUUCCUAAUGAAUUUUGUAGAACAAUUAGUCACAUGCUUGUGGUACAAUAUGUACAUCCUGGUCAAAAGGCAUAUCA
Molecule: messenger RNA, 1135 nt
Organism: Oryza brachyantha (malo sina)
Lineage: Eukaryota; Viridiplantae; Streptophyta; Magnoliopsida; Poales; Poaceae
Product: chloroplastic import inner membrane translocase subunit HP30-2-like
Exons: 6
Coding region: 77-850 (257 amino acids)
Biological process (GO): protein insertion into mitochondrial inner membrane; protein targeting to chloroplast
Cellular component (GO): chloroplast inner membrane; TIM22 mitochondrial import inner membrane insertion complex
Molecular function (GO): protein binding; transmembrane protein transporter activity
Source: RefSeq, a predicted model, not a curated record